CUUCAUUGUUCAAGUUUUAGUGGCCGUUUUAAUUUCCUCAUAUGUGCGUGUGAUAAAUAUAUUUGUGCUGCAUUUGUGGUGGAAUAUAUAAGGCCCGGACACCACAAUGCGACUGUUGUUGAUUUGUCUACUCUGUACAUUGGCGUUACUUGUUGAAGGUCAGGAGCUGAACUGUACUGAACCUUGCAGCUGCUGUAAUUUGAAUGGUGCGUCUGGCUGUUCAAUUCAUCCAGCAAUAGGGACUGACUUUUGUUUUGAUGGUUGCGUUGAUACAAUUUACGGCCAUAGAUGUAAGAACAAGUGUGAUGGGAAUUGUCUCAAAUGCGAACAAGAACACGGUUCCCCCUGCAAUGCUUGUAAAGACACAUAUUUUAAUACAAGUAGCCAUUGUAGUCAAGCGUGUUCUGUCGGUUGUGUGGACCAACUUUGUGAAGAUGAUGGAGAAUGCAACUGUACAAGCGUUUUCGAAGGGGCAACAUGUACAACGUGCAUUCAAGGCAAAUAUGGUGAAAAUUGCACCCUCAACUGCACUUACGAGAAUUGCAGAUGCACGUUCGAUGACGGUUGUGAUUCUUGCAAAGUCGGGUAUUACAAUACGAGUACCCAAUGUACAACAUCAUGCUCAAAUGGUUGUGUGGAUGGGGAAUGCUUUGAAAACGGUAACUGUUCAUGUCUUCCAAACUUCAAUGGAACUACUUGUAUUCUUUGUGACGCGGGGUUAUUCGGGGAUUAUUGCAAUAACACGUGUCCCAGUAACUGCACAUCGUGUGAUCGCUUCACUGGAGUAUGCGACGAAUGUCCUAGCACAACUGUAUAUGGCGACUUUUGCAACAUUUCUUGCAGUCAAUCUUGCAUCGACUUGGAAUGCUUACAAAAAUCUGGCAACUGUACUGUCGGGUGUUUGAUGAACUUUUAUGACCAGCAGUGCGACAAAAAAUGUUCUGUUAAUUGCAAAGAAGGUGACACGAAUUUAACCCAAUGUGAUAGGUCUGGAAAUUGUACAAAUGGUUGCAACGAAGGGUUUAGGGGAGAUAAUUGUGAUGAUCCGUGCAAUGUGAGUUGUGUAUCAUGUGAUCAGACGACUGGCAUAUGCGACAAAUGUAACAUAGGUACUGUUUUUGGCGAAUAUUGCCAAAAUGAAUGUAAUAAAACAUGUUUUGAUUUGGAAUGUAACAAGGUCUCGGGAAAGUGUUCUAAUGGAUGCAAUGAUCAAUACUUUGGGGAGUUUUGUGAGAUUGAAUGUCCAGUCAACUGUUUACAAAUUGGUAAUGAGAGCCGCUGCUUUCAAAACGGAACAUGCAGAAACGGUUGCAUUGAUGCGUUUUGGGGUGACCAAUGCGAUUAUCCUUGCAGGACCCAAAGCUGUUUAUGCACAAGCAAUGAAAGGUGCGUCGACUGUAGAGAUGGGUUCUAUGAUACAAAUACUUAUUGUGAAAAACCUUGCUCUAACGGUUGCGUAAAUGGUAAUUGCAUUGAAAACGGAAGUUGCUUAUGUCUACCAAACUUUGUUGGAAGCAAAUGUACAUAUUGCCUUGAGGGAUUAUUUGGGGAGCAUUGCAAUGAAACUUGCCCGGGUAAUUGCUCAUAUUGUAAUCGUACCACUGGUGUUUGCCAAGAAUGUUCGACUAAUACAGUUUAUGGUGAAAAUUGCAAUGUUCCAUGCAGUCAAACAUGCAUUGAUUCUCAGUGUAUGCAGAUAACUGGCAACUGUGCCAAAGGGUGUCUACCAAACUAUCAUGAUCUGAAAUGUGACAAAGAAUGCUCCGAAAAAUGCAAAGAUGGCGAUUUAAAUUCAUCGCGAUGCGAUAGAACAGGGCGAUGUUUAAAUGGUUGUAAGGAAGGUUACUGGGGCAACACAUGUGAAACAGCAUGCUAUGUGAACUGUAUUUCUUGCGAACAGGAUACUGGUAGCUGCAAACAAUGUAACAGUAACACGAUGCAUGGUGAAUAUUGCAACAAAACAUGCAGCCCAAAUUGUAUUGAUAACAAAUGCUAUAAAGACAGUGGAUAUUGUAUCAAUGAUUGCAUUGAUGGCUAUUUCGGAGAUUUAUGCAUACGUAGAUGUCCAAGUACAUGUAAGCCACAAAAUUAUCAAAAGCUAUGCGAUAACAAUGGAGUGUGUUUAAACGGAUGCGUUGAUGGAUAUUACAAAGACCUUUGUGACGAAACUUGUAUCAGCAACUGUCUUUACUGCGACCAAAAUUCUGGUAGCUGCAAUGCUUGUAAAGCUGUCUUUUACGGUCAAUUUUGCAAUAUAACUUGUAGUACAUCAUGCAUUGACCAGGAAUGUUCAGUUAAUGAUGGGAAUUGCACGAAGGGUUGCAUAACUAACUAUUACGGACCUCAGUGCAAAGAAGAAUGCUCCGUGAACUGUAAGGACAAUUACGAAGAAUCACGAUGUGACAAGAGUGGCCAAUGCUUACUUGGAUGCAUCGCUGGUUUCAAAGGCAUGUUCUGCACAGAUGAGUUAAUUGCAACAGGAGGGUUGUCAGCAACCAGUAUAGCUGUGAUCAUUGCAGUUGUUCUCCUAUGCGUUAUUGGCAUAGUAGUUAUGUGCUGCAUUUAUCGAAGACGUUUGUUUCGAACAAAGCCAACGUAUGAGGUUCAUAAAAAUAUGACGGAUAACAUUUCAUUGGACAGUGUUGAAGUCGAAAAGCGUACAGCUUCUACGAAAGGCGUUUCAUCAAAAAAGUCUAAGACUAAUCGAAAAUCCACAGACGGUAUCGCCAAUCCUGUAUAUCGGGAUAUUUCUGAUGAGGAAACAUCAGACACUACAGAUAUUCAUGUGUCAGAACGAAAACAUCAACAGGAGGACGGCUCGUUAACCAAUGUGUUUUCGACGGUAUGUGAAGACUUCAAACCGGAACGAGCGUGUUUGACUUUCGGAAAACAUUUAGAAGAAGGUCAAGAAAUGGAAAAUUCUUCAAUAACAACAUCAGCUGAAUGCUUAGGUACAGAAAUGACAUCAAAGAUAUCUAAUUCUACAAUAGACAGAGGUUUCGAAAAUAAACCUUCGUCUCCGACUUCUUCAUCAUUUGCUGAAGGUGUCAGUGUGGAGAAUGUGUCAACGACUAGUGAUGCAACAGUCCCUUGGUCAUCGAUCGAUGUUGCAUCAUUUGGCGAGUAUGUGGAUAAAAAAAUUUCAACAGCGACUAAUGGUACAUCACUACAGAGAGGAUUGGAUUUAAACGUUUUGUCUUCGACCGACAUUUCGACAUUUGCUGAAGAUGGGGAACGUUUGACAACGAUUUCUGGUGAGCAACUAAAUUUAUCAGAAAAGAACGGUCUGUCCCCAACAAGUGUUUCCACAUUUGCUGAAGGUUUUGAUAAGAAACGUUUGGUAACAUCAAGUGAUACUACAUAUACAAACUUAGAAACAGAAAUUUCGUCACCGGACAGUGUUGGCACCUUUUCUGAAGGUUUUCAUGAACCAAGUUUGCUAACGUCUAGUGGUUCAACAUCAGAAAGAGUAGAAAUGGAACAUUCGCCACUUACCGAUGUUACAACAUUAGCGAAAGGUUCUACUAUUGAAAGCUUGCAAAUGGCUGAUGUUUUAAUGCAAGAUGGAAACAUGAAAACGGAAAUGUCGCAAAUGAGUAGUAAUUCUAUAUUGAAUGGGAAUUUAGAAAUGCAAAUUUCGCCAACCACCGGACAACUAUCAUCCGACAAACAAUUGCAGAUAGACAGUCCGGCACCGAUUAACGUUGAAACUGCAAGCGAAGUUGUAAUUAAAAACAAAGAAACGGAGGAAAUCGACAGUCUUGCAAUGGUAAACACAACAGAGAUUGUUGCUACAGAUGAUCAGGUUGAAGUCAGGAAACUCGGGGACUACAUUGACAAAAAAACCGAAGCGGAUUACAAGGAAGAGUUUCGAAAAACGGCAACCUUCCAAAAUGAUACUCUUUGUACCUCUGAUACACAGGUGGAUAACGGAAAACAACAAAAAACCGACAAUGGUGCAGUUGUUUCGGUGGACGAUGCCUUUAGUGUUCCUGUCACUAUUUUAGAAAAAUAUAUUGAUGGUCAUAAUAGAAAGAAAGAAUACAUUGCGUCGGAGGAUCCAGUGGACACGAACAACGUGGAAGAUAUAAGUGCAUUUUGGAAGAUGGUUUGGGAAGAGAAAGUUGAAAAGGUUGUCAAUCUGUCUGAGGCUGUAAUUGGCAAACACCAGGAAGGCGAAUAUGUACACUAUUGGCCAGAUCCAGAUUCGUUCAAGAAAUUUGGAAAAUUCCAAGUUACUUCUACAUCAGAAGAAGAAUACGCUGAUUACACAAAGCGAGUUUUCAAAAUUACGAAGGGCUCCAAGGAAAGGACUGUACACCAGUUUCACUAUACAUCAUGGCCAGAAAAGGGUGUCCCAGAUGACGUUACAUCUGUAGUAGAUUUUCGGGAGAAGGUGUUGAAUGCUCCAUCCAAACUGAAUGGGCCAACAAUUGUUCAAUGCAGAAAAGGUUUAGGGCCAAUCGGAACUUAUAUUGCCCUUGAUAUCUUGACCAAGAAAGGCGAAAGCGAAGGCACUCUUGAUAUACCAGGAUGUGUAAAAAACCUUCGGCAAAAGCGGCAAAAUCUUAUACAAACACCGGAACAGUAUCGCUAUCUGCACAAGACUUUGGCACACUCUCUAGCGGCUAGGAGUAUUACAGUGUCUGGAGACAAGUUCCCGAAGUACGUCAAAGACGCACGGAAAUCGGAAUUAAAACAGCAGUUUGAGCAACUACAACAAAGUUUUAAACCGGACAGUGAAGAGGUUCAAAAGAAGGAAGGUGAGGAAAACAAAAGAAGACUUCAUUUUAGCGUGAUACCAGAUGCAUCAGAUUAUGUAAACGCGAAGUUCAUUGAUGGUUUGCGAGUCAAGAGGCGAUAUCUUAUGUCACAGACUCCGCUUCCGGAGACGGUCGGGGAGUUUCUCACUCUUGUUAUUGAGGAAAACAUUUCAUGUAUUGUUAGCUUUGAAGUAGAGAAAGAACUUAAGAAGACUGAUGGUAUAUAUUUCCCUGGCUGCGACAUGGAUGCUUUAAAGAAGGGCGAUUUUGAAGUAACUUGUACAAACGAGCAAGACACAAAUGGCUCCUUUAUGACAAGAUCUUUAACUGUAAAAUCAGGCGUUUUACAGCAGAAUACCGACGGGAAGCCGAUUCCUCAUUAUCAGUUUCUGAAAUGGGAUAUGCAAAAAAAUGUUCCAACGUCGGCUGCAGAAUUUCUAUCAUUUAUGAAGUUCGUCGAGGAAACGGCAAACAAACAAAACAGAGGGCCAAUACUCAUCCAUUGUUUUGACGGCGCCAGCCAGAGUGGUCUCUUUGUAGCUGUAUCCCUGGCAAUACAACAGAUGUCAGAGGAGCACGAGGUCAGCAUUGUUAGUGCUGUCAAAAAAGUGAAGGCCGCGAGGACAAUGUCUAUACCAAACCAGGCGCAGUUUGAUUUCUGCCACGACUGUGUGCUGGAAUAUCUCAAGGCAUCGAAAGCAGAUCGGGACACAAGGAAGAAAUGAACUAUGUAUCAGUGACGUUGCAAUUUGAGCAUCAACUAUCAGCUGACUAUGUGUACCAGAUUGAAAAUAACAUUGUAAUGUUCAUUGUAUUAUUAAUCUGUAUUUUGAUUUUAUUGUAAACUAAUGACGCUUUUUUGUAUGCAAUCAUUUAUAUAGCGUUUUUUACCGUUUUCAAUAACAUACGGAUAUCUGUACAGAGACGCCUUUCUGACGUCCCAUAUCACGCCGAGUUCGGUGUAUAAACACGUAUACGUCCUGUCCACGUGAUACAAGCCGUGAGAAAAGCGUCCUUUCGAAAGAUGCCUUUAUUUUGAUUGUUCGUAGUUUUACCCUCCCGGAAAGGAAUUCAUAAUUUAGUGGAUAUCUAUAAAACAUGACAUCAAUCAAUCGUAACAACUCGGCCGUUUCCGGUAGGCUUCGAGAUAGUGUCCGAGUUGUUACGAUUGAACCUCAAUAAACAAGCGUAUCUACGGAAUCAGAAAAAGACAGUACCGUUUUCAGCUGUGUUCACUGUUGGAUAGGGAAGUGGGAAAUGAUAUAAAUGGUAUAAAGGGCAUACAUUAAAAGAUUGUCACAUGUUAUACUUGUCUAUAUUUAGUAAAACCGUGUUUAAUUUAAGUUGUAUACAUGUGAGGCCUUAAAUGUAUAUCAUAUUUGAACUUGAAAUAUUGAGCAAUGGACACUAAAACAUUUGAUGAAUGCUAUAUGUAUGUAUUUUAUUUAUUGACGGUAACACACAAUGCCAUUAGACUUAUUUACAAUAUGGCCGACAUCAAACAGAACAAUAGCAACGCAAAGAGAAAAACAAAACACGCGCGCGCGCGCACACAUACACACACGCGCACACGCACACAUACACAUACGCCCGCACACACACACACAGACGCGCGCACACACACACACACAACACAUACGCACACGCGCACAGGAACACACACCCACACACACACGCACACACACACAACACAUACGCACACGCGCACAGACACACACGCCCACACACACACGCACACACACACAACACAUACACACACGCACAGACACACACGCCCACGCGCACAGACACAAAACACACACGCACACGCACACACAAGAAAAAUUUUUUAUCGUAUAUAAUCUUAUAUAUAGUUUUUACAUGUUUGUAUUCCUAAAGGAAUUUAAUCAUGGUAUAUAAUCUUACAUAUAGUUUGACAUGUAUGUAUUCCUAUACAAUAUAAUGCUUUUGUUGUACCAAAAAUCGUAAAUAAAUUAAUA
Molecule: messenger RNA, 6742 nt
Organism: Mya arenaria
Lineage: Eukaryota; Metazoa; Mollusca; Bivalvia; Myida; Myidae
Product: receptor-type tyrosine-protein phosphatase zeta-like
Exons: 22
Coding region: 107-5488 (1793 amino acids)
Biological process (GO): protein dephosphorylation
Molecular function (GO): protein tyrosine phosphatase activity
Source: RefSeq, a predicted model, not a curated record